Messenger RNA from Ostrinia furnacalis (Asian corn borer), 1945 nucleotides. RefSeq lists its product as uncharacterized. The record is from RefSeq and is a predicted model, not a curated record. Gene Ontology annotation, cellular component: transcription regulator complex; nucleus. Lineage: Eukaryota; Metazoa; Arthropoda; Insecta; Lepidoptera; Crambidae. The transcript is spliced from 3 exons. Bases 62 to 811 code for a protein of 249 amino acids. Gene Ontology annotation, biological process: regulation of transcription by RNA polymerase II.
CUCGGGCUGCGCCUCAGUCCGCCGCGCGAGCCCGCCGCGCGCCGCCGUCGCCGGCCCCGCCAUGGAGCACUUCAUCGAGACCGUGCGCAAGUACCCCUGCCUGUGGAACACCUCCGCCAUCGAGUACCGCGACCAGGAGCUGAAGGACGCGGCCUGGGCCGAGGUCAUGAAGGAGACGGACCUGUCGUCAGUGAAAGAAGUGAAACUGAAAUGGAAAAAACUCCGCGAUAGCUACCGAGACGCACUGAAGAGGCAGAGCGAGAUGCUGGCCAAGGACCCGGGCAACGUCGCCAAGAAGAACUACCCCUGGAAGUACAUGGGGCUCAUGCAGUUCCUGCAGCCCUACAUGAGCAACCGCAAGAAGCCGGAGGCCGGCUCCGCGGCGCCGGCGCCGCCCAACGGCCACGCCAACGGCGACGCGCACUCGUCGGCCGACGACUCCGAGUCCGAGGACGGCUCGUCCGCCAAGCGCAAGGCCGACCAGCUGGCGCUCAUGGACCGCAAGCUGGACUACCUGUGCAAGGCGGCGGGCAAGCGGCCCUGCACCGAGGCGGCGCUGGAGCGGCGCCGCGAGCCCGCGCCCGCGCCCGACCCGCUCGACAUCUUCUUCAACAGCAUGUGCCAGUCCACCAAGCGCUUCCCGUUCCAGACGCAGAUCAGGAUCAAGAAGACCAUAUUCAACGCCGUCAUCGAGGCCGAGGAGGCGCUGGUGGCGGAGCAGCAGAGCUACGCGAGCUUGUGGGCACAGGAAGCGGGGUCUUCCUCCAGCAGCGACAACGAGGCCCAGGAGGAGGAGGACACCAAGCCCUGAAGGCCGGCCGCCCCCGCCCCGCGCCCCCUGCUGCUCCUCCCGAGGCACAUUAGCUGGUACAGUCUUUGCUCGGGACAAUCACGAGAAACAUGGGAACUUAUUAACCACAGUGAUGAGGAACGAAAUCCUCUUGUAACUUGUUACUACUGUUUGAUAAUGCAACCUGCCCAUUUAUUUGUAAUUUCUUUCUUACUUUUGUACAUUUAGUUAGGGUUACGUUAAAUCUCCUCCUAUUUGUUUUUUAAUUAAGCUGGGUAGGCAGUAUCAUAACAAGUAAAAUAUAAUUUCAGCGGCUAAAUAAAUAGCGCAUCAAAAUGACCGUUAGUCUAUGAAUUGUAAUUUGUUAUUUAAUUAAUAAGUAUUCAUUUUCAUGUUCCCAUAUUAAAAACAGUGGUUUAUAGCUUUAAAGGUAACGAAAUGAGCAAAGAGUAUGAAUGUGGAGAGUAUUUUUACUUUUAUAAUGAAAAGUCGAUGGCUUUGCCAACAUUGUAGAGUUAAGUGUUGACGGCGACGAGUCAGUAUUUUAUAAGUUUUUUUCUGGAUGCGGAAUUCGACAGCAUUUAUUUUUCUUUACUAUAGAAGUCUUAAUUUUACAUAAGUAUUCUCGUGCAUCAUACUAUACCUAUAGGGAUACUCAUGAUAGUGUCACCAUAAAAUGUAAAGGUCCAAUUCAGACUUUUUCCCUUGGCAAAGUAGUAUACCGUAUACCUAAUUAAAGUAUGUAUGGUACUAAAGACGGAAUUGCUAUUAAUGUACAAGAGUUUAAAAUGUGUCAUAUAGAACGAGUUAAUAUACAUGUCGGUAUUGCUAGUGGUAAGUGCAAAGCUGACCUUAGCGCGCACGGCACGCCUCCAUAGGAUUAGUACCUACCUACUAAAUCAGCCCCAACAGGUUUUGCACAUGUGUAGAAAGAAAGCACAACACAUAUUUUAUGGUUAAGUUUUUUAUACCAGGCAGUGCUAUCACACUCAAUGUUUUCAAAUUCAAAUUGUGUUUAUUGUGAAUUCACAGGUACAUAAGUCAGUGUUUGUAGACUGAAAUUCGAAAGUCACGAAGUGGUAUUAUUGAAUGUGAGCACUUAAUGAUUGUGAAUCAAUACUCUACCUAAAUUACGAGCUAUGUAUGUAGAUUGUU